This is a messenger RNA of Echinostoma caproni, 1599 nucleotides long. NCBI's taxonomy places the organism in Eukaryota, Metazoa, Platyhelminthes, Trematoda, Plagiorchiida, Echinostomatidae. The record is from the annotation of a GenBank genome assembly.
AUGACAAAACCGACCAUAGGCGACAUCACUUCGGAUACGUCGAUCGAGCAAACGGCCAAUCGUGACUCAAUUUUCCUGACCGCGGGCACGGCUGUCAGUGCCAAAUAUCGUGGCGCAUUUUGUGAGGCCACUGUGGAUGAAGUCGAUUUAAGUUUUCGUUUGAAAGUUCAGUUGCAUAAUGGCACCAAAGAUGUGGUUUCUGUUGAUCAGAACAACUUGGUUUCCGGUACACCAUUACCGAAUAACGAAGUCACAGUGCGUGUUCCCUCAUCCGAUGUACGAGCAACCAAUGCGACUGGUUUCGUGGAACGCCUGGGUACCGUUCUCCGGACAACGGACACUAGCCUGUAUACUGUGGUUUUUGAUGACGGAGACAAGCGAACCUUGAGACGCACUCAAUUGGUGAUCAAAGGCGAGCGACACUUCAAAGAGAGUGAGGCAAGUACAGAUCUCCUUUGUUUGGUUGUUCGCAAUGCGUUAACCAUUCACUCUAGCCUUGAUUGUCUACCGUUGACUAAUCCGGAACAAUUCCGACAACCGGUGAUCGAUCGGAGAAAACAUCGAUCGGGGAAUGAGGAUACGGAUGAUGAGACAGCUGACAAUGCUUCCAACGGCGAUGGGACAUACCCCGCGGACGAACCUCAUUCACACGUGACCGGUGACUCGACAAUAGUCAGUCGGACCGUCAGCUCCGUUCCAGAUAGCUCGAUUGCCGUACAAUUGAACGAGUGCGAUCAGUUCAGUGACGUGUCUGAUGACAAACCAACCGAGGCUAGCACAUUGACAGCCUCGGUCACAAAAAACACUACGAGUGUGAACACAAGUACGGUCGCAAACCUCACGACAGAUGGAAAGGUAUCCGGUGCCGGUACUGGUGUGGAAUCUACGAUUCAGGCUAAAACACCGUCCACUUCCGUUCAUGAACAGGAGCGGGGAGCUCGCAUCGAACUGGCUCAACAGGCUGCUUAUGCCCGCCUCUUGGGACGUUUGGUUUUGGUUAACAUGCCAAUCCAUACCAAGGAUCACAGCACUCCGGGGUCAUCCACCAACGCAGGCGAUCCCUCAGCUCGACGCCGUUUCGGUCCUUGCCUGGUUGUACUGCCUAGUUCAAUGCCUAGCAUCGAUUUGCGUUCUGGCUCUCGUUUACCACAGCUUUUGGUUCGUUCUUUCAAGGACAAUCGAUUUUUCAGUGCUCCGCUUUGUUACCUGAAGCGCUUGAAGCGCCCGGCUGCAGUCGAGAUGGCUCAUGCAUAUCCCUCCCUACGAACUGCAUUCGAACGCGCAUUACUCUGGCUAGACCGAUAUGAAUUGCCCGUCAGUUGGGGCGAAAAUGCUACACAAACACUUUUAGGUGCAAAAAAUUGGCGUGCGGCAAAACGGGAGCAACGCGCCGCAACCGCGUCCAGUCCGGCUGGCUCACGUAAACUGACCAGUUCACGUAAACGUCCGCGUCAGUCGGACAACAACACACGCGGACCAACAGCCCAUGCGAGUCCACGCAAGAAAAUGCGUCUCAAACUCCCUGGACCGAAAACAGCUCGAUCGNGCCUGGCCUGCCGCGUCGACGUUCUCUGCGUCCCAGCUCCCCAAGGAAAAUGA